AUGACCUUUCAUAAAAAUAAUAAUAUAUUCUCAUUAUCUGUAUGUCUAUGUGUCUAUCUCUGCUCAAUUAUAACCAUUUAUUUAUCUAUCUCUGUUCAUUUUCUUUCUUUUUUUCUGUCUAUCUAUCUAUCGAUUUCAUUCGGUUCAUUUUCUCUCUAUCUAGCUAGCUAUCACGGCUUGUUCAUAUCUAUCUAUCUAUUUCAUUCUGUUCAUUUUAAAUCUAGCGAUUUAUCUAUCUCAGUCUGUUUAUAUCUAUGCAUCUAUCUAUCUAUCUAUCUAUCUAUCUAUCUAUCUAUCUGUCGCUAUAUAUCACGGUUUGUUCAUAUCUAUCUAUCUAUCUAUCUAUCUAUCUAUAUAUCUAUCUAUCUAUCUAUCUGCCUGUCUCUAUUUAUCUAUCUCAGUCUGUUCAUAUCUAUGUAUCAAUCAAUCUAUCUAUACAACUAUCUGUCUGUCUGUUCAUAUCUAGCUAUCCAACUAUCUGUCCGUCUGUUCAUAUCUAUCUAUUUAUCUAUUUUCAUUUUCUUUCUUUCUUUCUAUCUAUCGAUCUCAUUCCGUUCAUUUUCUAGGUAUCUAUCACAGUUUGUUCAUAUCUAUCUAUCUAUCUAUCUAUCUAUCUAUCUAUCUAUCUAUCUAUCUGAAUAUUUAUUCUAG
This is a messenger RNA of Acanthosepion pharaonis, 651 nucleotides long. NCBI's taxonomy places the organism in Eukaryota, Metazoa, Mollusca, Cephalopoda, Sepiida, Sepiidae. The record is from the annotation of a GenBank genome assembly.